Uloborus diversus is the source of this 3370-nucleotide messenger RNA. Its product is annotated as cobalamin binding intrinsic factor-like. The transcript has 10 exons. Bases 14 to 1831 code for a protein of 605 amino acids. Gene Ontology annotation, molecular function: protein binding; cobalamin binding. Lineage: Eukaryota; Metazoa; Arthropoda; Arachnida; Araneae; Uloboridae. Gene Ontology annotation, biological process: cobalamin transport. The record is from RefSeq and is a predicted model, not a curated record.
CCCCUUAUUAAACAUGAGGAGAAAAAUUUUCGCUCUGAUCUGGUUGAUGGUCACCCAGAAAGUGAUCGGCAGCUACCUGCAGAACGAUACAGAUGCUUGCUCAUCCGGGGAGCUGCCGUGUGAUGAUGGUCAGUGCAUCAACUGGAAGUCGUGGUGCGAUGGACCUCAGGACUGCAGCGAUGCUUCGGACGAAAGAUAUUGCCGGGUUGGAAACCCUGAUGACUUAAAAGGUACCGCCGCACUGAACAACUGUUCGAGCACUUUGCACUUCAUGUGUGAAACUGGACUGUGCAUCCCGAGGGCAGGAAGAUGCGACGAUUUGCCCAACUGCGAAAACAGAGAAGACGAGGAACGUUGCGACUUCUCCUAUGAGUCAAGCGACGAAGCGGAGACCUUACCUCCGUCAACUACCACUCCUCCUCCUCCAUCCAGCACUAGCGAGAAGCCUCCGCCUCCACCUCCCUCCACCACGACGCAGAAAUCUUCUCCCCCACCUUCCUCCUCCACCACGACGACAUCAACAACGGCGAAGCCGCCUUCCCCACCUGUGGUCAUCCACAUCGACACCCCGUCUUGGAUUCCGUCCCGAGUCGAAGUUCUCCGCAAGUCCGUUCGACACAUGAUCGACGCUCGUGACAUGUCGUGGGGAUGGGGUCGCUCGACCCCAAAGAUGGUGACAGCCAUGUCCCUGGCGAACGAAAGCUACUUCGAUUUCCUCAACCAGAACGGUCUGAUGACCAAAAAGCAGCUGGAAGUGCAACUGGCGUUGGACCUCAUGAGGCACUCCGAGAAGCCCAUGAAGAUGCUCGAACUGGCGCACUACGUGCACGCGCUCAUAGCCACUUGCCACAAUCCGAGGGACUUCCACGGUGUGAACGUGCUGAAGAUGCUCAAGAAGGCGAUGGCUGACCGGCAGGCCAGGGGACUCUUCGUGAGUCCCAUCGCAUACGUGGCCCUCUGCAACGCCAACGAAUUUUCAGACUCCUACAUCCGAAAGAUGAAGAAUAUGGCUUACCGGAGGAGCGAAGAACAACGAUGGUUGGAUGUUCAAGCGUAUGCCUUACUAGCCAUAUCCUGCAGAACACAGGGAGACACGACGAAUAUCGACGAGUGGAAGUUACUGAAGACGGAUGUAGCGAAGAACAUCAGUGAGUGGCAACAAUCGGAUGGCAGUUUCGGCACUCUUUACAGCACCGCUUUAGCUCUACAGGCUCUAAUCGCAGCCGAGGAGGCGGGAACUGAAUCGAGCAAGGGUCGGGCAAUGACUUACCUACUUCUCAAGCAAGACCGGCAAGGAAGUUUCGGGAACGAUUUGGACAACUACUACGUAUUACCUGCCCUCAACAUGAAGAGUCUCGCCUCCCUCCGCAACAAGAACUGCAAAGUGGAUCCUUAUGGGACCCAGGGCACAGAAGCGGAGAGGCAACCGACGAAGAAAAAUAAACUGAUCAACGUCCAUUAUUCGCUGUGGAUCGGCGGGGAGAAGAACGAGAUCCAUACCAUCACCCUUGCCAUGCCUCGAAGAUCCAACUUCCUGCAAGUCAUGGAAGCCGCAGAAAAAAUUAACCCCAGAUACAAGCACGAGAUCUUGAAGACACCUAGAGGCAACGUUGUGCAUUCCAUAGCGGGGAGAGUCGCGGACAUGGGAAAGAACACUUACUGGACAUUGUACAAGAAAGUACCACUGCCAUUUCGUCCCCAGUUGGCAAACGUGACAGCCACCAUAGCUCGACUCAAGUUGCUGGGAGCAAAGAGAUGGAACCGAGACAUCAGCAAAUUGCAGCCAAAGGACAACGAACAUCUGGCCUUCUGGUAUAAACCUUACCUGUGAAGACAUUGAAAUACUACUUGCAACGACAAAUGAGGCAGUGAGAAGCAAAGGGAUAUAAGUCGCAAAAUUAAAAAAAUUGGUGAUAACCAGCACACAUAGUAGGUGAACCUCUCCUCUGCCUUGGGGCAAGAGAUGGUACCAGUAGCCCUGGUAGUUGCUGCUAUACAGCAUGAUUUAGAAAAAAAAUUCAAUGAAAGCUUACCUAGGAUCUGAUCUUUAAACGCGUUUUACUCAUAACUUGAAAAUGUCCUCUUACAUCACUUUGCUUCUCACUGCCUCAAAUGUUUUUUUCAUUCAGUUUUGACGAAGGCCAGAUUUAAACUCCAUUGGUACUGAAAAAGACGACGAAAAACUUUUUUCGGAUGAAAAUCAUUCCACAAGCAGGGGCGGAUACAAAAAUUUUUGUAAGGGGGGUCGAGCUUCAACAGUCAAUGCAAAAAUCCCUACGUAAAAAGUAUUACCUACCCCCCCCCCCCCCAAGAGUGAUGUGCCCCCUUUAAUACGGAGUACCCCCCCCCCCAAAUGAAGGCAAAACCCUUUCAAAUUCCCGCACCCAGCUAUUUUUAUAAUGGCGCAGCCUGCACCAUGGAUCAUAAUCCCCCAGAUUUUCAUGACAGGCUUGUCACAUUAUCGCAAGCUUUGAAUAUAUGAGAUAACAGCUAUAAAAUAGUUGAAAAAGCGCAAUACAAACAUGGCAAGUGGUAAAAAAGAGACUGAUUCUAUGAACUAUUUUUUCGGAUCUAAACAAUUGAAGUUAAAAAUAAUCGCAAUAAAAUUCUUGUCACAGGAGGGUCAGCUGACUCUCGUUGACCCUCCCACGAAUCUGUCCUUGUCCACAAGCUAACGACAUCCGAAAAAUCUCGAACUUAUAUUUUUUGGAGCGGGGUCAUCUUAAUUUUCCGAAAGGAACUCCAGAAGAGCCUACGAUAUCGAGUGUGACCAUUUGUGCGACAAGCUUUUUUAUCGAUGCGAAAAUAAGAAAUGAAUAACAACAAAUAUAAAAUUAAUAAAGUUGGCAAAUUAAUUUGAAGUUAGAGCCUAAGAAUGUUUGGACAUUGUGAAGAGAGGACUUUUUUGAAAUUUUACUAACUAUUCAAGUUUUCAAUGCAUUCCUCGAUUCAAGUCAUCAGUUUGAGAACAUUUCGUUUCUUUAUAUACAGUUUAAAAAAAGUAUGUGAAAUAGAAAUGGCAUUUUUUUAUAUGAUACGAUUUGUUUCAUCGAUUGUUGAAUAUUUUUUGGCAUUAUGUCUUUUACCAUCGCAGUUUAAAUUUGUUAAUUAAAGUAUUUCAUUCUGGCUAACUUGACAAGCAAAGGUGAUCAAGUUUUUGUUUGUUAGCGAAUGGACUUUAAUUAGAAAUAGUAACACUCAUUUAUAUGAUACAUGCUGUUUCACAUGGGAUUUUCAUCUCAUUCUUGUCUUUUUGACGUUGUAAUAUAAAACGAGUGAGCUAAUUAUUUUAUUUGUAUGAUUUUCGUUCAUUGCAUUUUGUAUAUAUUUGCAUGUUCUGACGUAUUUGUAAAAGAUGUAUUUUUACUUA